UAAUUGUCAAGUUUGAAGGUUACAAAACGUGACAAUCGGUGGGUUUUAUUUGUUUUCUUUUGACCAAUUUUCCAGUUUGUAAAAGAAUCGGUACGAGCGAAGAUGCGUGGCUUAUUGUUGUAAAGUGUAAAUCGUGAGAUGAUUACCAAAAUAAUGACGACCUUGCUGGCCGCCGCUGAAUUAUCGAACAUUUUCUCUGUGCUGGCAGUUUUACUUUGUUUCUUUGCAAUGAUUUUAUACAUCACAAGUUCAUGGAGACGAUUUUGUCUUUCCCACAAACAUGCAUCAGGUUCCUCCAAGGGUACCUCAAAUGAACAUGAUGAAGGUUCACAUACCUUUUACAUUCAAGUUACUGGAAACGUCCAAAUCAUCUUACUCUGGCUCGCACACAGCCCAAAAAACAAGGCAGUAUUUAACGGAAGGAAACGUGGAUUUAUUGGACCAUCCUCCAUAUAG
This is a messenger RNA of Acanthoscelides obtectus, 456 nucleotides long. The record is from the annotation of a GenBank genome assembly. Lineage: Eukaryota; Metazoa; Arthropoda; Insecta; Coleoptera; Chrysomelidae.